GAGGGGGGACAAGAAACGGAAGGCAAAUGGAAGGAGCCCUCUCUUUCUUCUCCCCUUCUCCGUUCUCUUCCAAUCGCUCCAACCUCUGUCUUCCAAAGAAACCUCUCUCCCAAUUCUCCUCUUCCCGAGCCUCAAUUCCCAAGGUAUCGCCUCUGGCCAGGUCCUCGAAGAGAACCCGUAAACCCGAUGUCCGGAUUUCUCCCAAGACCGCAGAGAGGAGUCGAAUUUCUCGGCCUCUUGAUUCCGAGAAGAUAAAUAUCCAGAAGCUAAAUGCUGAGGUUUCUCCUCACAGAGCAGUUUCUGCGGUGAGGCUGCUGAGGAUUGAGCAAGGUGGCGCUUUUGCGGACCUUUUGAAUGAGAAGGGGAGGAAAGCUGCCGAGAAUGAGAUGAGUUAUGUCGAGAGGACACUUGGGUUCCGCACACGGGAUUUGGACGACAGAGAUAUUAGACUGGUGACAGAUGUUGUUGGAGGAAGUGUUCGUUGGAGACGCUACCUCGAUCAUCUUAUCAUGUCUCUCUGUAACAAGGAGAGAAUGUUUACAGACAUGGAACCACUUCUACUGCAAAUUCUCCGCAUUGGGUUCUUCGAGAUCUUGAAGCUAGGCAUGCCACCAUAUGCUGUUGUUGAUGAGAAUGUAAAACUUGCAAAAGCUGCUCUAAGGCCUGGUGCAGGGAAUUUAGUAAAUGCAGUUUUACGGAAACUUGUCUCACUGAAGGUCCGAGAUUGUAUGUUACAUACUGCUUUUGCGCUAAUCACUGUGCUAUACUUUUACUUCUGUGCCUUCCUUUUUUCCCCCUUUUUUCUGUUUCAGGAAAAAGAUUCGCUUCCCCUGCCAACUCUAGAAGGUGAUGACCGUGCGCAAGCACGUGCUCUUGCUGUUAUUCAUUCCCAUCCAGUUUGGAUGGUUAGAAGAUGGACAAAAUUUCUGGGGCAAGAAGAAGCUGUGAGGCUAAUGAACUGGAACAACAGUGAUCCCUGUUUCAGCCUAAGGGUGAACACUGCAAAAGGCUUUAAGAGAGUUGAUCUUGUUAACCGACUGGAAGAUUUGAUGGUUCCAUAUGAGCUGUCUUCAUGCAUGGAUGACUUUGUUCGCAUCCAUACUGGCAUGCAGAUUGUAAUACAAGCUGGCUUGCUAAAAGACGGAAUAUGUUCGGUUCAGGAUGAGAGUGCUGGUCUGGUGGUGUCUGUGGUAGGCCCACAACCAGGAGAUGCCAUCAUUGAUUGCUGUGCAGCACCUGGUGGAAAGACUCUUUUCAUGGCGUCAUGUCUGAGAGGCAAAGGUACGGUAAUGGCAAUUGACAUAAAUAGAGGUCGCUUAAGGAUUCUCAAAGAGGCAUGCAAGUUACUCAAUGUCACUAAUGUGGUCACUACAACCCAUGCUGACCUUCGAUUAUAUGCUGAAAAGCAUAAUGUAAAGGUUGAUAAAGUCCUUUUGGAUGCUCCCUGCUCUGGAACAGGUGUUCUUUCCAAGAGAGCGGAUUUACGUUGGAAUAGACAAUUAGAAGAUUUAGAGCAGUUGAAGCAUUUGCAAGACGAGCUUCUUGAUGCAGCUUCCAUGUUGGUGAAGCCGGGUGGGAUACUUGUGUACAGUACUUGCUCCAUUGAUCCUGAAGAAAAUGAGGAGCGGGUUGCAGCAUUUCUUCAGAGGCAUCCCGAAUUUGUUGUGCAUCCUGUCCAUCCAUAUGUGCCUCCAGAUUUCAUUACGGAUAAAGGUUUCCUUUUCUCAAAUCCAGUCAAGCAUAGGAUGGAUGGGUCAUUUGCAGCGCGGCUAGUUCGAUCCUUGGACUACCCAUGCUAAGCUCCCUGUAAGCGAAAUUUUCCAGAAUCCCCAAAUCAUCAUGUUUUGGGAGGAUAAAUGUGCUCAAUUAUUGGAGUGGAGACGGCCAAAAAUAAACAAAGCAACCAGGUAUAGACCUUUUCCGGUGAGUAAUGCCCCAUCAAUGUCAUGAAUGCAUGCUCCAUCACUUCAUGAUUGGCAAACAGGCAUUUGGAAAACUGAAGCAUUGGAAUAUCUUGAUCUGCCAUGUAUCAAGAAAGAGAUCAGAAGAGGUGCAUAUGUGCCAGCAAUGACAGCUGUUGAAGAUGACAUUGAUGAUUCUUUCACAAAAUUCUUUGACAGCUACUUAAGGCCCUUGAAAUUAUGAGAGGCUUUCAUCUCUAAAAUCUCUUGAUGCGAAAGCAACAGUUUCACUAAGAUAACCUAUGAAAGUUAGUCAAAUAACAAGUCCAGGAAGCAUCAACUCUGUUCAUGAUGUUCUACAAAGUUGUUUGUGAGCAAGACACCAGCUUUGCCAUUAAGACUAAGAUGCCAUACAUUUGUAAAAUUCAUGAGAUGAUGUUAUUAUCAAUAGAAAAGACCAAAAACCUGAUUGAAUGGCAAAACACUGUUGGAAUUGAUGGGUGAUGUUUCCAGCUCGAAGGGUACUAUCACUAAUUUGGUGCCCCAUUGUGCUUUAGCCCUUGUGCGAAGAUUUGAUUCCUUCGGAACCCCACAUUUCUUGGAUGAUCUGACCACUGUAGCCACUCUUUGACUAAGAUUCUUGUUUGUCCUAGUGUCUAGUGAUGUCAAGUCUGCUAGAAAUGAGUUUUUGCAGAUUAUUUUCCUCGGUUAAUGUUUGAGCGCAUUCUGUAAAACUGUUGUUUUUUACAAAAAAACAUGCUUUUGUUCAGGUGA
Phoenix dactylifera (date palm) is the source of this 2675-nucleotide messenger RNA. The record is from RefSeq and is a predicted model, not a curated record. Lineage: Eukaryota; Viridiplantae; Streptophyta; Magnoliopsida; Arecales; Arecaceae.